Messenger RNA from Colletes gigas, 1161 nucleotides. RefSeq lists its product as uncharacterized. Gene Ontology annotation, biological process: sensory perception of taste. The transcript has 2 exons. The record is from RefSeq and is a predicted model, not a curated record. Lineage: Eukaryota; Metazoa; Arthropoda; Insecta; Hymenoptera; Colletidae. The coding region runs from base 1 to 1161 and encodes 386 amino acids. Gene Ontology annotation, cellular component: membrane.
AUGUUUGAAAAUUUCGCAAAAAUCGCACCUUUCGGUGAACAUAAAACAUGGAGACUAUUACGUGCCACGGACUUCGAGUCGCUAAUGUGCUUUAACUUCCGCACGAAUCUCGUUUUUGGACUUUUCCCCUACAAAUACGAAUCGUCCAGAUACGUAUUCUCGGGAAUAAGGUUUGUCUACUCGACCCUCAUACUUCUUAUUUUCAUAGCUGCCUUAUCCGUUACAAUUUAUCAAGUAAAUUUUGGCUCCCUAAUGUACUACAACACACCCGGUACAUUGCUCGCUAAUUUUUCUCUAUUCUUGGGAGGGUUCGACAUCGUGGUAAAGUACGUUCUUACUCGGCCGACGUUGUGUCUUCUUCAGAAUAUCUCCAAAACGUCCCAGAUAUUAUCACCCAAAGAUUUCAACGAUCUUGCGAAACUCUUUCACACGAAGGACAUUUUUGGCCUCCUAUUUCUGGCCGUUCACUUACCGAAUUGUUUUAAACAGAACCUCUUCCGUACCGUGCGACAUCUUACUUUUUUAUAUUUAAUGACGGUGUGCUUUUUAUUGGACAUGUAUUACAUGAAUUGCGUGUGCGUCCUGAAAGCUUGCUUCAGAAAAGUAAACGAAAAUCUUGAAGGAUUAAACAAACCUUGGACGAAAGAUGAAUUGCAAUCGAAUACGUCAGUGAUGGAUGAGGCUCCGCGUAACGAACAAAGGAAUACCUUGUUGUUGAUGAAAGUGAAAAAUUUGGAGGAGAAACACCUGUGUAUCAGCGACGUUGUUCAAUUGUUAAAUAAAACGUUUCUCGUGCACAUUGUCAUCUUGACGGUUACGACGUUCACCGUAAUCACUUUCAACUUGUACUUCUUUCUCCUACGGUUGAACGAAAAUUUUAUUGUGGACUUGACGACACAGUUUUCGUAUGUGCAAUUUCUUCCAAGCAUAUUCUACACCAUGAUCAAAUUCAUGCUGUUAAUUUGGGCCUGCGAAACUGCGAAAAAUCAGGCGCUGGAAAUCGGUGCUACCAUUCACGAUGUCUGUAGCCAUGUUACUGAUAGGUUGGUGAAAUACGAGUUGGAGCUAUUUUCUCUUCAAGUACUGCAGCGAGAUAAUACGUUCUCUGCGAGAUUUGUCACGAUGAACGCAGCGCUUCUUACACAGGUAACACUUUUGUGA